CGCCGCAGCGUUCGCCUCUGACUGCCUCUUCUUCAGACCGAGAACCCUUCUCUCCAACUCCCGAAGCACCUGGCGCACCUUCUUGUUUCCCGGAUCCCACAGGUAGCCCAUGCUCCCGCUCAGAUCCAGAGGGCCCAUCUGGAUCACGUCGACCCGCUCGACGGCGGCGAUCGCCUCUAUCUCCGACACGGCGUCCACCGACUCCACCUGGGACAUCACCAACAGCUCCUCCACGCAGCGGGCUAGGUACCCGUCCUCGAGGCCGUAAGCGGAGGCGCGGACGACGGUGUCGGCGGAGCCGCGCACGCCGCGCGGUGGGAAGCGGCAGCAGGAGACGGCGUGCGAGGUAGCACGAGACGUCGUCGAACAGGUGGAAGCGACGGCCUCCGGGAAGGAGCGGUGAUGGCAGUGAGCAUUUGGUCGGAUCGGAGAGAAAGGGUGGUCGAAUGAGCGCUUUGAAUUUGGGGGCCGAGGAGGGGAGACUUAGCGGCGGUAGCCAGCGCCAUGGUUGUUAGAGAAGCCGCCAUCGUUCUGCCCUUCCCCUCUCCACAGCGGUGGCGGCGAGCUUUAUGUGGUUGGAUAAUGACUUCCCGUCUCUAGGGCAUGACUCUGGACCCCGCAUUGGCUCCCUCGUCGUAUCGAACCAUGAAUCGGGUAAUGUAUUGGGUCCGGGAUGAUUCAAUUGAUAAACAUAACCCUAUUUCUACGGUAUCCUCAAACCGGAGCAGCUAGGCUACGGAUUAUAAUGUCGUCGCUUCCGCCGCCCAUCGCCAUAGCUCCACCGCUCCACUCCGUGCCCUCCUCGCUUCUCGGUCAGAGACUACUGAUCUACGCGCUGACCCAAAGGGAACUGGAUCUAGGCCGGACGAGAUAGUAUCCGGCAUGGUGGAGAAAUUGCUGCAGAGGGAAGAGAACAAAGCGCUUCUGGACGGGCUGGAGAAGGCCUCCGCCAGAGUGGACCGGGCGAGGGAGGCGCUUGCUGAUAUCGAGCGCCAGGAAGUGGAGGCCUUGAGGGCUAAGGAGUACGUGCGGCAACUACGGAGCCGCGAGGCCGAGAUUGCAGAAUCGCAAAGGGAAUUGUUAGAAGCUAGGGGAAAGGUAGAAGAAGCUCAAAGGUCUUUGUCAGCAAAUCUAAAUGAGAACGAUAACAUUUAUGGGUCCUCUGAAGAUAUUGAUAAAGAUAGAGAGAGAUUAGAAUCAGCAAAGGCUGCUCUAAUUUCUGCUGUGACCGGCACACUUACUAGUAUCCCUAUUUCUCUGUAUCAAGCUACAAGCUAUCCUGAACUUAUCACUCAUCUGGCUGUUGUUUCUAUUAGCUGUGCUUUAUUUGGAGUUACUUUCCGUUAUACAGUAAGAGGUGACUUGGAUAAUUUUCAACUCAAAACCGGGGCAUGCGCAGCCUUCGGUGUCAUUAAGGGUCUCUCAGAGGUAGAAACUGUAAAGACAUUCGAAUUAGAUACUCAAAGCCUUAUCUCAUUUUCAAUCGAUGGAGCACUUCAUGUGUCUGAGAAUAUCUUCACAUUCCUCGCUGCUGCUGUUGCGCUUGAUUUCUGCUUUAAGAUGGCAAUUUUGAAACCAUUUCUGCUGAGGAAAUAGAACGAUGAUCCAUAAUUUAAUCGAGACAUGUUUCAAUUCGGUCUCUACGAGUACUUAAUGUAUCUAUCAGCAGCCAUCCUUCAUUUUAAACACUUAUUUACUCUGCCAUUCACUCUCCUGUGUGCAGUAGUUCGAGCAAUUGGGGAGCUAUCAACAAGCCGGUUGCGGAGUUGCUACAAGGAACUUGUUGAAUGAAGAUUUGAAGCUCUUCGACUCCAUGUGUACCAUGCUUUUGUCUUAAAAUUGGUCAGCUUUCUGUAUGUUUGACUUUUACCGAAGAGAACUUAAGUGAACUAACCAAUUGAUACUUGGACUCUUUAUCGUGCCCAUGCCUGACUUCGACACUCCAAGUGGACAUCGACAACCCAAAUUAGUUUAAAGCCGAUGAUUAUACAUAUGGUAGGUUUUUCAGUUUAAUCUUAUUUAAUCACAUUGGUAGCGUUAUUAAAAGAUUAUAAGUUAUGAAGUCGAUAUGUAAUUGUAGAAAAUCCAAACCUAAUGAUUGAGUUUGUUGAUGGUGUG
Molecule: messenger RNA, 2118 nt
Organism: Zingiber officinale
Lineage: Eukaryota; Viridiplantae; Streptophyta; Magnoliopsida; Zingiberales; Zingiberaceae
Exons: 4
Coding region: 883-1596 (237 amino acids)
Source: RefSeq, a predicted model, not a curated record